Lactuca sativa (garden lettuce) is the source of this 3096-nucleotide messenger RNA. The record is from RefSeq and is a predicted model, not a curated record. NCBI's taxonomy places the organism in Eukaryota, Viridiplantae, Streptophyta, Magnoliopsida, Asterales, Asteraceae.
AUGCAUCCUUGUGUUGUUAUAAUAUUCUCACUUCUCUUGCUAUGUCUUGAGACUACAAGUGCCAACCAAUUGGCAGCAGUGGAGGGAGGAGAUGAUAAUGGCGGUGUGAACAGGUGUUUUGAGAAGGAGAAAGACGCUCUCCUUCAUUUCAAAUCUCUCCUUCAAGACCCUUCUGAUCGCCUCUCUAUGUGGACAGCUGAACAAGACAACUGCUGUGAAUGGAGUGGAGUAACGUGCAACAACCAAACAGGUCAUGUCACAGAUCUUGAUCUGAUGCUCUUUGGUCUUGUAGGUGAGAUUAGCCAUUCAUUGGUUAACUUAACCUACUUGAAUCAUCUUGAUCUUCACUACAAUUCUUUUCAUGGAAACAUUCCUGUAAUCAUUGGUUCGUUGACUCAAUUAAGGCACCUUGACCUUGGCGGCAAUAAUCUUAAUGGACCCAUUCCCAGGUCCAUUGGUUCCUUGACUCGAUUAAGGUCCCUUUACCUUGGCUAUAAUAAUCUUAAUGGAACCAUUCCCACGAUCAUUGGUUCGUUGACUCAAUUAAGGUACCUUGACCUUGGCGGCAAUAAUCUUAAUGGAACCAUUCCCAGGUCCAUUGGUUCCUUGACUCGAUUAAGGUCCCUUUACCUUGGCUACAAUAAUCUUAAUGGAACCAUUCCCAGGUCCAUUGGUUCCUUGACAGAAUUAAAAUACCUUGACCUUUCAUCUAAUUCUCUUUAUGGAACCAUUCCUCCAGAGUUGGGAAACCUCACCAACUUGGAAUUGCUUUCCCUUUCAUAUGCUGGAAUGUGUAGACUUGAGAACCUUGAGUGGUUGUCUCCUCUAUCUCAUUUGGAGGUACUUGAAAUGGAUGGGAUUUCACUGGCCAAAACAAAUCAUUGGGUAGAUGUUAUUCUCAGUCUCCCGAAACUCUGGCUUUUAAGUUUAGAUGGAUGUGAGCUGUCACAGGUCAUGUAUCCAUAUUCUUCUUCAUUUCUCAACUCUUCUUCUUCCUCAUCUAUUGUAGACCUUUCUCUUAGAAACAACAGUCUCACCUCAUCCAUGUAUCGUUGGUUGUUCCCAUUGACCAGCAAUAAGCUUCACAUCCUUGAUCUCUCCAGAAACAUGUUAGAUGGGAUACCCAAAUAUCUUGGUAACCUCUGUAGUUUGGAACAUUUUUACUUCUAUAACAACUUUGGUGUUAUCAAAUUUCCUGAUUUUCUCAACAACUUGUCUGGAUGCACAUCGCUUUCAUUACAACGGUUGUCUGCUUCAGGAAGCCAAUUUACAGGGUCAUUGCCUGAUGACAUCCAAAAGUUUACAUCCCUAACACAUCUGAUCCUCUAUGAGAAUCAGUUAAAAGGAACUAUAAGUAAGAAACUGUGGGAACUGCCCAACCUUAAAAUUCUUGAUCUUUCCGAAAGCUCACUCCAUGGAUUUCCUUCCUCAGAUUACAUGUCAAACCGUUCUCAUAUAGAAUCUAUUCAACUAAGCUCUUGCAAGCUAGGGCCUCACUUCCCCAAAUGGAUUCAAGAGUUGAAAAAUCUUACCAGUCUUGAUAUUGCAAAUAAUGGUAUUUCAGAUACUAUUCCUCUCGAGUUUUGGGACUCAUGGCCUUCCCGGUUGACAUUCCUGAAUCUUUCUUCCAACAACAUAAGUGGGAAAGUACCAGAUCUGUCAUCAAAUUUUGACAGCAAUUCAGUGAUAGAUUUAAGCUCCAACCGCUUUGAUGGUCCAAUAACUAAUGUCUCUUCCACUGUGGCAUUACUAAAUCUUUCCAGAAACAAAUUUUCUGGAGGAAUCUCCUUCUUAUGCCAGGUUGUCCAUGGCUUUUUAGUUAUUCUUGACCUCUCCCAUAACUUUCUAAGCGGACAACUUCCAGACUGUUUGUGGCAUUUCAAAGAACUACAAGUUCUUAAUUUAGAACACAAUAAUCUUUCUGGAAGGCUUCCUGCCUCUCUUGGAUCUAUGAUUAACCUAGAGGCAUUGGAUUUAUACAAGAACAAUUUCUCUGAAGAAUUUCCUUUGUCCGUUAAGAAUUGCACAAGCUUAAAGUCAUUGAAUUUGGGGGCCAACAAGUUUUCUGGUAAUUUGCCUGUUUGGAUCGGGGAAAGCUUAUCUGGGUUGUAUGUUCUUACAUUAAGAUCAAACAACUUCUCUGGAAGCAUCCCUUUACAAUUAUGUCAAUUAGCAAGUCUUCAAAUUCUAGACUUGUCAGUGAACCAUUUCCAUGGAAGAAUCCCCUCAUGUUUGAGUAAUCUUACGAUCAUGGUGCAACAAGGAUUCUCUCAACUACAGAAUUUAGAUCCUAACAAUCCAUUAAUAAGAUAUUCUUAUAAUGUUGACCAUGUGAUGAUCCAGUGGCAAGGAAGUGAACGUGAAUUCAUCAGAAGUAAUAUGAAGUUGUUGAGGAGCAUCGACCUCUCAAGCAACAACUUAACAGGGGAAAUCCCAUAUCAGAUCACUAAUCUUGAUCAACUGAUUGCACUGAACUUGUCAAUGAAUGCUCUUUUUGGAAAGAUUCCAUGGAACAUCAGUGAGAUGAAAAAUCUUUUAACUUUGGAUUUAUCUAGAAACAAGUUUUCAGGAGAAAUACCAUCAACCAUGUCUCAGAUGAGUUUACUGAAUGACCUAGACGUGUCAUUUAAUAACUUGUCAGGGAGAAUCCCAUCCAGCACACAACUUCAGUCCUUUGAUCCUUCAAGAUACGAAGGGAACUUAGGGCUAUGCGGACCUCCCCUUACCAAAAAAUGUUCUGGAGAUGAACAAUCAGGAAUACAACACAUCAUUGGUGAAAGUGAGGGUGAAGGUAUAGACGAACUUCAAGGUUGGUUCUAUAUUGGUGGGGCCAUUGGUUUCACUGUUGGAUUUUGGAUAGCAUGUGGUGCUUUGCUUCUCAACCGUCGUGGAAGAUUUGCUUUUUUUAUGUUUCUUGAUAGCUUCGAAGAUUGGGUUUAUGUGAAGGUUGUGGUGUUCAUUGCAAAUUUGAAAAAAAGAAGAACAUAGAUAGUCAUGUAAAACCAUGUUUCAUUUUUGUAUUUGGCAUGGGUUUUUAAGUCCCAGUUAUCAAUAAAAUUGCCACCAACACCAAGGGUGGCCAUUUCCCAGUGUUUU